Aspergillus puulaauensis is the source of this 1200-nucleotide messenger RNA. RefSeq lists its product as uncharacterized. Bases 1 to 1200 code for a protein of 399 amino acids. The record is from RefSeq and is a predicted model, not a curated record. Lineage: Eukaryota; Fungi; Ascomycota; Eurotiomycetes; Eurotiales; Aspergillaceae. The transcript has a single exon.
AUGGAUCCCUUCACACGACUACCCCCCGAGCUCAUUACACAGAUCAUUGUCUAUAUCGCCGAUUUUUCUGCGGUGGAAAGCUUCGUUUCUGCAUCCCCUCAAGCUCACGCUAUCUUCCAAGCUCAGCCUAGUAUUGUACGGGACCUGAUACAGUCGGAUCCAAUUACAGCCCUCCCAGAAAUACAAAAGCUAUGCUACAAUAUCGGCCUGAUCCAGAAUGACCUGGCUCAGUGUCCCAGCCUUGCUCACUACCAACAGGAAAGCGGGCGUAUUCCAGACUUUGGGUAUACAGAAGCGCUCUGUAUGCUCCAGCUGGCUGCACGAACGCAGCGUCUAGCUUGUAUCUGCAUGACUCUUAUCCAAAAUAAUCUUAUCUCGGCUGUUUGCGGCAUCCCUGCCGGCUCACUAAGCGGCCCUGAUCGAGUACGAAAGGCCAGAGAUCCUUUCUCAUGGAUAGAGGAGUACCGUGUGUACUGCUCCCUAUGGCAUCUCCAGCACUAUUCCUACCUCCGCAAGGCAGCAACAGAGCGUUGGUGCUGGGACGAAGCAUCAAUGAGGGAUCUAGAUACAUACAAUGUCUGGAACGGGAUAGUCGAUCGUCGGGAAAUCGAAAAAUUCUGGACCGUCGCCGCUCUUCUUUCAGACCUGGGUCUGAAUCCAACAUACGGACAUUAUCCCUUUCAGCGCGAGAAGAAAUUACUGGCACAGGACCCAGAGGGCGAGGAAUCCUCACGCGCAGCCUGGACAUUUUCCCAGACAACACCGCCGCCUUUCUUUUUAUCAUUUGAUCUGCCUCCAUCACAAUAUCUCAGCAAUGGCAAUGAUAAUCGUCCGCCUUUCUGGAACCCACCGCCGCCUCCGCCAAAAGCUGGCGCCACAGAUGCCUGGCAUCUCACGCCGCAGUAUCGAUCAUGGCACCCACUCCAGGUGUCACUGUUCCAACAAGCAAGUACCGCUGUCAGUAUCGGGAGAAAGCCAUCAUCGCACAGCCUGGUAAACCUAAAACCCUGGCGGCGCCUUGGGAUGAUCAUAUGGGACGAGUGGCGCAUGUACUCUCUCGGGCUGUACGAGCUUCCCCGGAUGGAAGCAGUGCCGACUCCUGAUGGUGGGUUGCUCGACGCACCGCAAACCAAUUUAAGAGGGCUACAGAUAUCGUCAGUCGAUUAUGUUUCUAGAUGGCUGGCGCUGAUUGGGGAAUAG